Messenger RNA from Miscanthus lutarioriparius, 1809 nucleotides. NCBI's taxonomy places the organism in Eukaryota, Viridiplantae, Streptophyta, Magnoliopsida, Poales, Poaceae. The record is from the annotation of a GenBank genome assembly.
AUGUCAGAGGAGGACGAGGACCAGCCGCCGCCCAAGCGCCCCACCAGCGCGUCGCCGCCCGCGGACCAGGUGCUCGACAACGUGCUCGAGACGGUGCUCCAGUUCCUGGACGCCCCGCGGGACCGGAGCGCCGCCUCCCUCGUCUGCCGCUCCUGGCACCGCGCCGAGUCCGCCACCCGCGAGUCCGUCGCCGUCCGCAACCUCCUCGCCGCCUCGGCCGCCCGCACCGCGCGCCGCUUCCCCAACGCGCGGAGCCUCCUCCUCAAGGGCCGCCCGCGCUUCGCGGACUUCAACCUCCUCCCGCACGGAUGGGACGCCUCCGCCUUCCGACCCUGGGCUGCCGCCGUCGCCGCCGGGGCCUUCCCCGCGCUCGCCUCGCUCUACCUCAAGCGCAUCCCCGUCACGGACGCUGACCUCGACCUCCUCUCCCGCUCCCUCCCGGCGUCAUUCCGCGACCUCACCCUGCACCUCUGCGACGGCUUCACCUCGCGCGGGCUCGCCUCCAUCGCCUCCCAUUGCAGGGGCCUGCGAGUGCUCGACGUGGUGGAGUGCGACAUGGCCGACGAGCAGCAGGAGGCCGUGGACUGGGUGGCCGCGUUCCCGCCGGAGCCCACCAACCUCGAGUCGCUCUCCUUCGAGUGCUACGAGCCGCCCGUGGCCUUCGCCGCGCUCGAGGCGCUCGUGGCGCGGUCCCCGCGCCUCAGCCGCCUGGGUGUCAACCAGCACGUCUCGCUCGGCCAGCUGUGCCGCCUCAUGGCGCUCGCGCCCAGCUUGUCGCACCUGGGCACCGGGUCGUUCCGCCCGGCGGAAGGCGGCGAGGAGGGGACAGGAUUCGGGGAGGUUGUCAAUGCAUUCGUGUCCGCUGGGCGGGCGCGCACGCUUGUUUCUCUCUCCGGCUUCCGUGACCUCGCCCUCGCGCAAGAGUACCUGCCGACCAUCGCCGUGGUGUGCGCCCACUUGAAGAGCCUUGACUUAAGCUACACCGCGGUCACCCCGAAUCAGAUUCUCGUGUUCAUUGGGCAAUGCUACAACCUUGAGACACUAUGGGUACUUGACUCGGUGCGCGACGAAGGGCUCGAGUCCGUGGGAAAUUCUUGCAAGAAGCUCCAGUCUCUUCGUGUGCUCCCAUGGAAUACACAUGAGGAUGCCGACGAGUUGGUAUCAGAGGUUGGCCUUACUGCCAUCUCACGGGGCUGCCCUGCUCUCCGCUCGAUAUUAUAUUUUUGCCAGAGAAUGACCAACGCUGCUGUUGUGGCCAUGUCGCGCAACUGCCCGGAGCUCAAGGUGUUCCGGUUAUGUAUAAUGGGACGGCACCAGCCGGACCAUGAGACUGGGGAGCCUAUGGAUGAAGGAUUCGGUGCCAUUGUUCAGAAUUGCAGCAAGCUUACCAGGUUAUCCACGUCCGGGCAACUUACUGACAGGGCAUUUGAGUACAUUGGCAGGUAUGGCAAGUCCCUGCGGACACUCUCUGUAGCGUUCGCUGGAAACAGCGAUGUGGCGCUGCAAUACAUCCUCCAGGGCUGUUCAAAACUAGAGAAGCUUGAGAUAAGGGAUUGCCCUUUCGGCGAUGCUGGCCUCCUCUCUGGGAUGCACCAUUUCUAUAACAUGCGGUUCGUCUGGAUGUCAGGCUGCAACCUGACCCUGCAAGGAUGCAAGGAGGUGGCUCAGGGGCUACCACGAAUGGUGGUGGAGUUGAUAAAUGGGCAGCCUGAUGAGAAUGAAAGGAAUGAAAGUGUGGACAUCUUAUACAUGUAUCGGUCACUCGAUGGUCCAAGGGAAGAUGUGCCACCAUUUGUGAAGAUCCUGUGA